AUGCAUCCCCUGCGGCUGACUAACUUCUGUCUUUUGCUUAUAGUGAGUGACAUCAGCAAGCAAUUGGAGCUUAGACCGGACAUGGCUAAGGUCCGCCGUGCUUUGAACAUCUCUUUAAAGUUUCGCGAGUGGCGUUGGCUGUUGAGCGAGUACCGAGAGGUAGACGGUGGUUUGCCCCCUACCAAGGAUGUCAAAAGGUGA
Messenger RNA from Prunus armeniaca (apricot), 201 nucleotides. NCBI's taxonomy places the organism in Eukaryota, Viridiplantae, Streptophyta, Magnoliopsida, Rosales, Rosaceae. The record is from the annotation of a GenBank genome assembly.